GCUGGGCAGGGCGGGGCUGCUCGGGGGCGGGGCUCAGCGCCCGGCGGCUCCGCCUCUUCGCCCCCAAAGGGUGGGGCCGGGAACGGCGGAUGUCUGCAGGAGCUGCAGAGGUUUCGCAAGGACGUGACCCUAAGGGAUUUUCCUGCCAUUAAAUCUGGAGAAAGAAAAAUAAGCACUCAAACCUGCACAAGCAACUAUUUCUCCCCGCCCCUCCCCACUGACUUCUGGGUCAGGCCAUUUUUAGCGUCUGUGGCUGCUUGACUUGGGAGAUGGAUGAUGGGCUGGGGGAGCUGAAGGGCGCCUCGGAGGAGGAGGAGCGGGAUAAGACAGACCCCCAGGAUGGUAGGGAUCCCACAGCUGGGUGGUUCUAAGCCACCAGGUGCAUGAAAGGCUACGGGAUGCUGGUCCUUCUGCUGCAUGCAGUGAUCCUCGGCCUGCGCAGCGCUCAGGCCGCCGAGGACGCCUGCGCGAGCGCCUGCCCGGCCGCCUGCGUCUGCAGCAGCGUGGAGCGCGGCUGCUCAGUGCGCUGCGACCGCGCGGGCCUCCUGCGCGUGCCGGCAGAGUUCCCGUGCGAGGCGGCCUCCAUCGACCUGGACCGCAACGGCCUGCGCUUCCUGGGCGAGCGGGCCUUCGGCACGCUGCCGUCCCUGCGCCGCCUGUCGCUGCGCCACAACAAUCUGUCCUUCAUCACGCCCGGCGCCUUCAAGGGCCUGCCGCGCUUGGCCGAGCUGCGCCUGGCGCACAACGGCGACCUGCGCUACCUGCACGCACGCACCUUCGCCGCGCUCGGCCGCCUGCGCCGCCUCGACCUGGCCGCCUGCCGCCUCUUCAGCGUGCCCGAGCGCCUCCUGGCCAAGCUGCCCGCCCUGCGCGAGCUCGCCGCCUUCGACAACCUGUUCCGCCGCGUGCCCGGCGCGCUGCGCGGCCGCAACCUGACGCACGCGCACCUGGAGCGCAGCCGCAUCGAGGCCGUGGCCUCCAGCUCGCUGCUAGGCCUGCGCCGCCUGCGCUCGCUCAGCCUGCAGGCCAACCGCGUCCGCACUGUGCACGGCGGCGCCUUCCGCGACUGCGGUUCCCUGGAGCACCUGCUGCUCAACGACAACCUGCUGGCCGCGCUGCCGGCCGACGCCUUCCACGGCCUGCGCCACCUGCGCACGCUCAACCUGGGCGGCAACGCGCUGGGCCGCGUGGCGCGCGCCUGGUUCGCCGAGCUGGCCGAGCUCGAGCUGCUCUAUCUGGACCGCAACAGCAUCGCCUUCGUGGAGGAGGGCGCCUUCCAGAACCUCUCCGGCCUCCUGGCCCUGCAUCUCAACGGCAACCACCUCACCAUGCUCGCCUGGGCCGCCUUCCAGCCCGGCUUCUUCCUGGGCCACCUCUUUCUCUUCCGCAACCCUUGGCGCUGCGACUGCCGCCUGGAGUGGCUGCGGGACUGGAUGGAGAGCUUCGGGCGCGCAGCUGACGUGCCCUGCGCCUCCCCGGGCUCCGUGGCUGGCCUGGACCUCCGCCAGGUGGCCUUCGGGCACUCCUCCGACGGCCUCUGCGUGGACCCCGAGGAGCUGAACCUCACGGCGCCCAUUCCGGGCCCGUCGCCAGAGCCAGCGGCCACCACUGUGAGCAGGUUCAGCAGCCUCCUCUCCAAGCUGCUGGCCCCGAGGGCUCCGGUGGGGGAGGCGGCCAACACCACCGAGGGGCCGGUCAAUGCCUCGCUCUCCGACGGCCUUCCCUCCCGGGGGGUGGGAGGCUCCGGCCACAGGACCCCGUUUCUCUUGGGCUCUGGUCUCCUGCUCAGCGUGGCCCAGCACGUGGUGUUUGUCCUCGGGAUGGACUGACCUGCCGCCUGAGGUGGCUCAGACUGCCUUGGCCGGCUCGGGUGGGUUGGGGGCCUAGUUUAGUUAACUGGGUGUUUGGUGGAGGGGGGCAGGGGGGAACAGGAUGAGGGUAGGGGGUGAAAAUUCCAGCGGAGGGCUGAAGGGGAGAGGAGGACCCUGGGAAGUGCCAUAUGGGGAAUGGAGGAGGUUAAGGAUUUCUGCUCCUGUCACACGGGCAACACCUGGAAGAGAAGCAAGAAUGAACGUGCCCCCUCUGGUGAGAAGACUGGAAAUUGGAAGUUUCUAGGGCUGCGGGGCUCCACCUCCUCCCCGCCUCCCCGCCGCCGUCUUCCAGGAAACUGGGGCUGCACGCCUGAAUCAGAGCUAAUUCGUUGGCCAAGUACUAAAAACUGUGCCAGUUCUUCGGUGGGACAACCAGUAAGCCCAAUCCCUUUGUUUUCUACUACAGCCCUCCUCCCCCUCCCCCAGGGGCCUGGGCACACGAGGGUCCGGGAAGAUGGAUAGACAGGAGAGAAGGGCUGUGGGAGAGGGACUUAAGACCCGAGGCAAUGGCCGCGGUUGUUGCUGUCUGAGAUGUGUUUGGAAGCAUUUAAAACAACGAUUCAUGUCAUUUACUUCACAGUUAUUCCCAGAGGUGGCCUUAGUGGCAAAGUAACUUUAGGGCAGGGUAGGGGAAAAAAGAGGAGGGGGCAGUGUCUUUGGACAAAUAAAUUUGUAAGAUCCUAAGGCUGAAAAAAAAAAAAAAGAUUAAACAGGUUUCUCUUCUUCAGGAA
Messenger RNA from Sus scrofa (pig), 2602 nucleotides. RefSeq names its product nyctalopin (gene NYX). NCBI's taxonomy places the organism in Eukaryota, Metazoa, Chordata, Mammalia, Artiodactyla, Suidae. The record is from RefSeq and is a predicted model, not a curated record. Gene Ontology annotation, molecular function: protein binding. Gene Ontology annotation, cellular component: plasma membrane.